UCCAACAGUGAUGACGUUUACUAGCCCUCAAGCAGAAGCAGUUCCGCUGUUCGGUUGGCGGCCACAACAAUCUCCCAAAGUCACGAAUAUUGUUUUGUCUUUCUCUUGCUCGCAUCACCCGAAGUCGAGCAGCGUUAAACCGCAAUUCGGCUGCCGACGGAGGAACGAAAGCCCAAUGAAAAGGGGCCGGUUCGAGCAGCGAGAGUGAUUGCGGCCAGGUACGGAAGCUAACCGCGUUAGCAUGCUAACAUAUAAGCAAAGGUGAUGGCCCCCACAGCUAUGAAGCUGCGUGAUCGGCGCCGUUACAACAACAACAACAACAGCGGCGAGGCGCAGCCCGAGGAAGUGCCGAGGAGCCGAGCAAGUCGCAGGGGAAAGAAGACGGGCACGGACACGCAGGCCGCCGCCGCGUCGUCUCCUCCCGCGCCGUCGGCCCGAGCGGCAGAUGAGGCGUCGCCCGACUCCAAGUGUCCCAUCUGCCUGGACCGCUUCAACAAUAUGGCGUAUUUGGACCACUGUCUGCACCGCUUCUGCUUCCCGUGCAUCCAGGAGUGGUCGCACAACAAGGCCGAGUGUCCGCUCUGCAAGCAGCCCUUCGCCUCCAUCUUGCACUCGGUGCGCGCCGAGGACGAGUUCAAGGAGUACACGCUGCGCCCCACCCCUACCAGCAGCAGCGUGGCGGCCACCGUGGCCAUGGUGGCGGCCAUGGCGUCGGCGAGCGAGGAGGAGCACGGGGUGUGGGAGUGGUAUUUGGACGUCCUGCCGUUUCCGCUGUCGGAGCGCGGCGUCAUAUUCGAAGGCCCGACGGGCCACGGCGACACCGGUCCGGGCCGGCCGUCGCGGCGCCUCGUGACCCGAUUGGCCACCAGGCUGCGUCUGCAGCGUGAAGGUGUGGCGGCGCAGCGUCUGACGGCGGAAGAGAUGGUGGCCUUUCGCCGCGCCCUCUAUCGCGGCGGCAUCCGCGUGCGCGGCGUCGCCGGCGCCGCCGAGCCCGAGCGUGACGUCACGGUGGACAGCUUCCGCCGGGACCCCACCCAGCUGAACAGACUGCGGCCUUGGCUUCGCCGCGAGCUGACAGUGUUGUACGGCGCAUACGGCUCGCUGGUGGACGUCGUCCAGCGCAUCAUCGCGGCUCGAGUGGCUCGCCACGGCUUGGAGGACGCGGCGACCAUGCAGGAAGAGCUCCAGCCCUUCCUGUUGGCGCAAACGGCGCACUUCCUACACGAGCUGCUCUGCUUCGCCCGCUCGCCGCUCAGCCUGGACGAGUACGACGUGCACGCCGCGUACCAUCCGCCGCCCGCCAACAACAGCGGCUCGCCUUCCAUCUCCGAGGAGGCGGAGGUGGGGCGGCGGCACAACGAUGAGACGCCGGGCCCCUCUAACUCUGCCGCAUUGACGUUGGCGCCCUCGAGCCCCGUCCGGCUGGAGGACGAGGCGGAGUGUUUGAUCGUGGGCUACAAGAAGCCGCUGGCCGAGCGGACGCCGGAGCUCGUGCACCUGUCGUCCGACUCAGACUCGUCGUCGCCCGCAAUCCCGCCCUCCGCCGCCCGUCAUGAAAAGGCCCCUGCGGCGGGGUCGGUGAGCUCGGUGUGCACGCUCAGCCCGCCGCUGCCUGACAAAAAGAUGAAAAAGAAGAAGAGGAGGAGGAGCCGCGAGUGUAUGAGAAAGAGCGGCACUUUGGCCAAUCCCAAUCGCUCCAUUUACCCCGCCAUGAUGUGCUCCCUUUCGCAUUCCAGCCUGGAGUCCGGCUCGCCGCUCGCCCUCAGCUCGUCGGACUGCAGCUGGGAAUUCUCCUCGUCGUCCCCCUCCUCCUCCGUCUGCUCCUCUUCACCGCCGCCGUCGCCUCUCUCGCCGUUGCGCUCCAGCGGCGAGAAGCCCAGCGGGAAGAGGAAGUACAAGAGCCGACACCUGGACGAGCACAGCCAGCCCGACAGGAGGCGGCGACGAAGGGGGCGCAGCAAGAGAAGGAGCGACUCGCGGAAGAUCCCCGCUGGCCCCGACAGCACGGGAGGGCACCAACGCGACCGCAGUCCCAGCGUGGAGAUCGUGUAUGAGGGCGCCGCCCCACCCAAGCGCCAUCGCAAGACACAGGAGCACGGCGGGCCGCCGCUCAUCAUCACACUGGAGAGCGACAGCAGCGACGACGGCGACCCGUCGCGCCCUCGAGCUCUCUCGUCAGUAUGCUCGACCGACGCGGUCGUGGACUUGGUGGACGCGCCAUCCGGCCCCUGUGAGGCGGCGGACGUCAAGGACUUUACAAAUCGAACGCAAGCGGCCGUUUGCCAGGUAAGAAGCGGCCCUCCCCCGCUGUUGCGGGCGCCAACGCUCAAACUUCAGGAUGCCGGCACCAAGGAGGAAGAGGAGGAAGACGCCAACUUUUCCCCACCCUCCUCUUCCCUUCACUUCCUGUCUCACACCACUGACCUCUUCCGAAGCGACACGGCAGCAGGAAGUGACCUCAGCCCCCCGCUCUCCCCCACCAUCAUGUCAUGUCACCUCUGAUGUCACCGCACGUCCCCGUCCCCCCCAACUCUUCUUUUGUUCCGCCUCUUAAUGUACAAGCCUGUUGCCAUGGCAACACGCCCUGGACUCCAGUCAACUGCAGUGUGUGUUCGCUCGUGGGCCACUGGAUGGCGCACUGGGGCUUCAAAUUAAUGUGGAGCCUUGUUUUGUAAGUGCUUUUAAUGUGAAACUGAGUAGCAGUGAGUAUGUUGAUGACCUCAUACACACACACGCGCACGCACGCACACACACACACUUUAUGGCAAUAAACACUUCCAGGGGAUUUGAAA
Molecule: messenger RNA, 2792 nt
Organism: Phyllopteryx taeniolatus (common seadragon)
Lineage: Eukaryota; Metazoa; Chordata; Actinopteri; Syngnathiformes; Syngnathidae
Product: E3 ubiquitin-protein ligase Topors-like
Exons: 4
Coding region: 265-2502 (745 amino acids)
Biological process (GO): protein polyubiquitination; protein monoubiquitination
Molecular function (GO): ubiquitin protein ligase activity; metal ion binding
Source: RefSeq, a predicted model, not a curated record